Messenger RNA from Cicer arietinum (chickpea), 1821 nucleotides. The record is from RefSeq and is a predicted model, not a curated record. Lineage: Eukaryota; Viridiplantae; Streptophyta; Magnoliopsida; Fabales; Fabaceae.
AUGGCACGCAUCAAAACUACUGCCAAGAGAAAAAUGUCAUCUUUUGAUCUAGAAACAGACUCACAAAACUAUUCAAGCUCUGAAUCCGCUGGCCAAGGAAUAAAACACAAGUCUAUCUCUCCUCCUAUGGCACCUCCUCAACCUCCUUCUAAAAAAACCAAAAAACCCUCAUCUUCAAAACCCACUGCCUCAACCAGAAGAUCUUCAAGAGUUCAGUCUGGUGUUGUCCCUUCAAGCAAAAAGGUUCCUCAGGACUCUACUGUUCAUGUGGUUGAUUCGGACGAUUCCAAAGGAAAUACCUCGGCUAAAUCGAUCCCUAAUUUAUCUUCCAAACCUUCCACUCCAAAAAGGUCAAAAACUAAAUCAACUAAACAGAAUUCGGAGACAAAUUAUACCUCAAAAUGGAUAGAUAAAUAUGUGGUUCAUGGCAAGCACAUUGACCUAAUUAACUUGAAAAAUGGUGGCUUUAACGUUGAAGAAGUUUUUGAUAAGUUAGGAUGGACCUCCUUUUUUAGAGUAAAUGAACCACAAUACCCACGGCUGGUAAAGGCAUUCUAUGUUGCAUGCAAUGGUUGUAAAGGAAGCUCUGGUUUCAGUUUUGUACUUAAGGGAGUACACUUGGAAGUAAACCCCACUACAUUACGCAAAAUCAUUGACCUACAAGAUGCUGGAGCCCACUAUUUUGCUGAAACUUGGUAUAUGCAAUAUAUGAUCACUCGAACUUCCGUUCUUCAAAGUAUCUUGAUAAAUCCUCGUAAACCUCUCGUAGCUUCAAACCUUCCUCCUAUGUGUCGGAUUUUUCACAACAUCUGUGUUCACUCGAUAGUGCCUCGAGCUGGGAGCUUUGAAAAGGUAACCGAACUUGAUAUUCUGAUUAUUCAUCAUCUGUUGACUGGAACACCCCUUCAUUUGGGCAAUAUCAUAUUUAGCUACAUGUUGAAUGCUGCCAUUGUGGGUCGAUCAGCUCUCUAUGGGAUGAUCUUGACCAAAGUCUUUAAGUUCUUUAAGGUACCUCUUGAUGAUGAAGGGAGUAUUCAGUGCAAUAACUUAUUUUCUAUGAAAAAUAUCAAACAAAUGCGUAUUUAUCUGCCUGAACAAACCUCCACCUCAAGGAAGAAGAAAACCGCCUCAAAGAAACAGAAGUCUGCCUCUCCACUAUCUCAUUCUCGGACCCCCACUUCCUCAUUUAACUCCGCUGGCUCAACACUUCCUCAAUCUCCACAAGUCAGUAACAAUCCAUCAACACAUACUACCGCUUCUUCAAUUAAGGAUGCAGUUGAUGAAAAUCCUCCACAACGUGAGGAGGAUGGUGAAGACUUAUUAUUUGAUCUGAACGUAUCAUAUGAUCAUCAUUCUUCAAAAAGCCCUCAUAGGAACAUGCAUGCGGAAGAAUCCACAUUACCAUCUCAAGUAAGUCUAAACUCUUCUCAUAUUUCUCCAAAUAUUGCUCCAUCUAAUUCUGAUCCAAAUUUACAAGAAAAAUCCAAAUCUCCUUUGGCUCCACAUUUUGAAAAUCUAUCCAAGGAUAAGGCUAAAAGUGCAUGUGAUGAUUCAACAACCAACAUGAAAUCGGCAGGAACUGAGAACAAAAAGUUUUUAAAGCUACUAAAGGCCAUUAGGAAAGACCAAAAGAAAUUGUUAGUUAACUUUUCUCACUUUCAAAAAACCAUCGCUCAGUUUGGACUCAUUCUGGAAUGGGUAACCAAACACUUGGGUUCAUCUGCUGCUGCCAAUGACCAACCUCCUGUGCUACCGGCCCAAUUCUCCUUUGUCCCCAACUCUACAUAUUCAUCAUCUGAAGAUUCAUCUUCCGCUGAAUGA